AUGAUCCGCAGGUAGCUACCGAUAUUAUCAACAAACAUGGUAAGAUUACCAGUGAGCGACCAGAGAUGCCCAUUGCGGGUGAUCUCGUCAGUCACGGUCUGCGCACGGUCAUUCGUCCCACGGCUGCAUGGACCGAGGGCAGACGGGUGAUGCACCAUCUGCUCAGCGGAUCGGUUCUGCGUAUAUACGGUAAUUGGCAAGAAAUUGAGUCGCUCCAGAUGCUCUCGGCCUAUCUGCAAGAACCCAAGCGCUGGUACGCGCACCACUAUCGCUACUCGAUUGCCGUGCUCUACCGUCUCGUCAUGGGCGAGAAUCUCUCCAAGACGCAGGAGGAGUUAAAUGACUAUCAGAAGGUUACGAUGGAGUUCACAUUGAGCUUGCUCAACAGCAUGGUUGACUUCUUUCCGCAAUUGAACCGCUGGAUCCCUGCAUUUCUACAGUGGUGGCGCCCGUACUGGGCUAAAAUGGGCGACUUCCAUCACCAGGUGUUCAAGUCGUGGUGGGACCCCAUCCGGGAUGCCGUCCGUCAGGGUACAGCCGGCCCUGGCUUUGUGCGGGAUACGCUGCUCCAUCCGGACAUGCGUUACAAAGGUACUGAGGAAGAAGCCAUGUAUCUCGCCACGUCGGUUAUUGCAGCUGGCAGCGACAAUACCCGCAUGACGCUCAACACCUUCAUCAUGGCAAUGAUCAGCUAUCCGGAGACAAUGAGUCGCGCUCGCCAGGAGUUAGAUGCCAUCUGCAUCAACGAAGAUGGUAUACUGCGACUCCCCGGCAUGGUAGACUUCGAGCGCCUUCCUUAUCUGGCUGCCAUGGUCAAAGAGGUCCUCCGCUGGCGGCCCACAACACCCGUCACGCCGCAGCAUCAACUGACAGAGGAUCUCGAAUAUGAAGGGUACCGUUUCCCGAAAGGAACGUGCUUUGUGGUCAACGGGAUUGCGCUGAGUCAGGUAUGCGAUAGCCCAGAUCAAUUCGAUCCGUCGCGCUGGCUGGAUGGCAAUGAGGGCAACAUCGUGCAUAAUCUCUGGGCGUUUGGCGGCGGACGACGUAUCUGUGUCGGUUAUCGCGUUGCUCAGCAGGCACUAUAUGUCGCUAUGGCACGAAUCAUAUUCUGUUUUGAUUUAUGCGCGGAUGGUCCCAUCGAUACUCGCAAACUGAAUCACUUUCACAUCCAUAACCAACCCUUUCCGGUUAAGGUGACAGUACGUAGCCACAAGCAUGAAUUGCUGAUUAAGGAAGAAGCAGAGAAGGCGCGAACGGGACUUUGAGCGGUGACAUAGAGGACAGUAUGUGAGGCAUAGUGCAAGG
Molecule: messenger RNA, 1305 nt
Organism: Aspergillus pseudotamarii
Lineage: Eukaryota; Fungi; Ascomycota; Eurotiomycetes; Eurotiales; Aspergillaceae
Product: cytochrome P450
Exons: 2
Coding region: 66-1265 (399 amino acids)
Molecular function (GO): oxidoreductase activity, acting on paired donors, with incorporation or reduction of molecular oxygen; heme binding; iron ion binding
Source: RefSeq, a predicted model, not a curated record